Podospora pseudocomata is the source of this 853-nucleotide messenger RNA. It is a transcript of the gene COA1, whose product is annotated as cytochrome oxidase assembly protein 1. The record is from RefSeq and is a predicted model, not a curated record. Gene Ontology annotation, cellular component: mitochondrial inner membrane. The coding region runs from base 146 to 796 and encodes 216 amino acids. Gene Ontology annotation, biological process: mitochondrial respiratory chain complex IV assembly. The transcript is spliced from 2 exons. Lineage: Eukaryota; Fungi; Ascomycota; Sordariomycetes; Sordariales; Podosporaceae.
CCAAUAAGAUGCAUCAAUCCAUGACUACCAAGCUUCCCGCCAAGCCCUCGAACGAGCUCUCCAAAGUGGGCUGCCUUGCUUGCUUGAGCUAGAAUCAACGAACCUCUACGGAUACCCCAGUCGCAAAACCACAACGACUCCCAACAUGCUGCUGUCAAGGUUAACACAAAGGGCGGCCCUCUUCAGGCGGAUACCCUCCCAAAUAUCACAGCGGACACAACCCCUCAGGCAGCAAAUACAAAAACGAACCUUAAUACCAGCCCCCAAACGAGGCGACGGCCCCCUCAUGGAGCGCAGAGCAGACAGAGAGCUUCCCCCCCUCCCCUCCUCCAAAUGGAUGAAAACCCUCCCCCUCUUCGCCCUCUGUGUGGGCGUCGCCUCGGUCGCCAUCUUCAACUACCAAAAGUUCUCCUCCCCCGUCGUCGGCGCCACCCUCUACGCCCUCCGCACCUCGGACGUCGGCCGCGAGCACCUUGGCGACAACAUCUACUUUGCGCAGCAGAUCCCCUGGAUCUCUGGCACUCUCAACCAGGUCCAGGGCAGGAUCGAUAUUACGUUCAGGGUGAAGGGCACAAAGGGGGAGGGCGUCAUGCGGUUUGCCUCGUUCAGGCCGUCGCCAAGGGGCGUGUUUGAGACGACAGAGUGGAGCUUGGAGAUGGAUGGGGGAAAGAAGAUUGACCUGCUGGACGGAGCCGAGGAUCCCUUCAAGGCCAUGACGGGGGCUGACCAGCUGGGGAUUGAUCUGGAUGAUGAUGAGGGUGAUAGCUUUGCUGCCAAGAGGGGGUUCAGGAAGUAGUCAGAUGACAUCAGUGAAAGAGGCACACUCUCACACAUCCCAGUACUUGUACAUUUA